Molecule: messenger RNA, 567 nt
Organism: Acytostelium subglobosum LB1
Lineage: Eukaryota; Evosea; Eumycetozoa; Acytosteliales; Acytosteliaceae
Exons: 2
Coding region: 1-567 (188 amino acids)
Source: RefSeq, a predicted model, not a curated record
AUGACCUAUUUGGAGUAUCCAAAGUAUCUCCUAUCACCGGUGAUCAACAUCACUGCCACCUUCCAGAGCACGCCCCAAACUCAAUUCGAAAAACCUGUCAGACUCCUAUUCAACCUUCUCUCUCUAAACAUGCUCCAGGUUGACGUGAAUAAUGUUUGUUUGGGAUAUAUUGAUGUGAUGGACAAUCAAUGGAAGUGCAUUGAUGGUGCUGUAAACUCAAUAGUUAAUGGCCAGGUCACUACUUUUACCAACCAUUUUACAUCAUUCGCAUUGCUGACCAAGUACAGUGAUGACAGUAGUAGUAGCCAAGUAGGCACCCCAAGGAUAUUCAGUACAAGUAACCUUCCACUCAUGUAUGGUCUGAUAUUUGGAUUCGUUGGACUGGUGCUCAUGGUAGUUGUCAUUGGUACACUGUUACACUUCCGAAGUAAAUACGGUUCUGUCAAGAGAUGGUUAGUGGCCAGUCGACUAUCACAAGGUAACCUACGCUCAAGCAAAGGAUCAUCGUCCGAGUCCUCAAGUCCGCUGUCGGCAUCCCAAAACCCUCUAAUAUUAGCAGGAGUCUAA